Messenger RNA from Ectocarpus siliculosus, 1987 nucleotides. The record is from the annotation of a GenBank genome assembly. NCBI's taxonomy places the organism in Eukaryota, Phaeophyceae, Ectocarpales, Ectocarpaceae.
AUGGGGUGCCAUGGAAGCAAGGAGGAGACGCCGACAUGCCAGGCUCCUCGAAAGAUGUGGAGAUCAUUCCCUCCCUCGACGCCGAGCUCGGCGCAACGGCGGUUAAUAGAGGGUCUGCAGGACCUCAAGAGGCAGAUGGCCGAGGAGAGUGGCGAGAAGGAGUCGUUUUCCUUCACCAAGAUCAUCCUCAAGCUCGGCACCAUCGAGAAGAUUCUGCAGCGGAUCAACGCCGUGUUCAAGAGCGUCGAUCACGGCAACAAGGGGCACGUGACCAAGGACGAGCUGAAGGAGGGGCUCCACAGGGCGCACGUGGACCUGGGCGACGAGUGGGAGGACACGAACAUCGACGACUGCCUGCAGCACCUCCAGGGCAGGGACGACAAGGUCGGGCUGCGGGAGUUCGUGGUGAUGCUUGCGGUGGGCCGGGUGUGCCGCCCUCUGAAGCGGAGGUCGAGCGUAUUUGUGCCGCUGCAGGAGGAGCAAGAGGGGGGGGGUGCAACGGAAGGGGGCCUGCGGAUGGACGAUAUUGUCAAGAAAACGAUCGAAGAGGAUGAAGUCCGAAGGUGGGCACAAAUCCCGAGCCUCAUGUCCAUCGACACGUCAGUGCGCGGGCUCUCGCGGGGCCUCUCAAGAUCCGGACGAUCGAAUUCAGCCACAGGGGGUCGUGGCGGCGCGGGCGGGAAUGAAGUGGAUGUUUCGAUGAGCGUCAAGUACGUGUUGGACCUGUUCAUCGCGGCCUACUUCCAGUUCGACAAGGAGGGGCGUGGGUUCAUCACGAAGAGCACGAUCGAGAAGACCCUCCGGAAGAGCGAGAAUGAGCCUGGCGUGAGCGGCCUUCUGGACAAGAAGCGGUGGUCGGAGGCGGCAUGGGACGUAUGUGUGCAAGUGUAUUGACCUCGACUGCUGUGGUGAAACAUUUAUCUAAGGUAGCAUGCGGCACUAGCGAAGGAUUUGUAUGAGCUUGGCUGUGGUGAUAAUUUUUAUCGUGGGAGGCGUGUAUGUGCAUGCAUGUGGUACACGAUGAAGGGAAGGGACCGCUGGCAUAUGUUUCGUGCUUCGUCGAGUCCACGGCCGGCCGCGAUAGGAACAAAGGAACGAAAGUGCGGCCUGCUGUAGACACCGGGACGGGGCAUACCGACCUGUUCCCUUUGACGGGAGUGGCGUUCUGCUAAACUAGUUUUCUUCUCGCGGCGAUGACGCUUUGUCCUUGAGCCAGCGGGCAUUUCGUGAGAUAACACACCCCCUUGCGCCGGCCAUGUUGAAUGAACCGAUCCCCGUCGCUGUGGGGUACAGAUUGGAAUAUUCUCUUCCUUUUUUUUCUUUUUUGACUGUCGCGUGCGAUACGUACACUUCACGUACCAGUUUUUUUCGUUUUUGGUCAACACACAAUACGAGAGGGGCCCAAGGGCCCCGUGUCCACAGCCACCCUUCAACGCAGGUGUAAUACAACAUGUACGUACGUACGACAUACGCAGGUUGCGUUGGCGUGUGUUGUGUGUCUUGUUUUAUAUGGUAUAUAUAUUUUUUAUUGGUGAAAGGCGCGGUCGAGUGCAUCUGUACCGUCUGUGUCCUUUCUUUGAGUGGGGUGUGGCGCAGCCGUAGCCUGGGAUGAUCGGAUCGCCUGCUGUUGUUGCUAAGUGACUUGCUUGGCGAAAUGGCAAAUGUAUGUGUGCUACUCUUUCCAUGUGGCUUACGUCCACAACGAAGGACGCAUCGGGGACGGAGGGCGGAGAAAGGGGAGGAGUAGUAGUGUUUUGUGUGUUCUCUUCCAACAGAACACAACAAUUCGAAACUUACUUCCGCCUUUUCUAUUUUGUUUUUUCUCCUGCUUUGCGUUGAUUUCACUGUCGUCAUGCCACGCGUUUGUGAUGAUGUUUCGAUCGUCCUGUGUACUUUUAUGUUUGAUUUUCGAAGUGUGUGUACCCCUUUUUGAAGGUGUAGGUGCCCUUUUUGGGGGUACAGCAGUAUGAUAUAAAUACAGUUGGCC